Molecule: messenger RNA, 1203 nt
Organism: Phaeoacremonium minimum UCRPA7
Lineage: Eukaryota; Fungi; Ascomycota; Sordariomycetes; Togniniales; Togniniaceae
Product: putative fungal alpha-l- protein
Exons: 3
Coding region: 1-1203 (400 amino acids)
Biological process (GO): arabinan metabolic process; pectin catabolic process; L-arabinose metabolic process
Molecular function (GO): alpha-L-arabinofuranosidase activity
Source: RefSeq, a predicted model, not a curated record
AUGUUUUUUUUAUCAAAUCUCGGGCGCGUCGGAAGUUUUGCCCUAGGCCUUGUGGCCAUGGGCUCUCUUAUUGCUGCUGCGCCGUGUGACAUUUACGCCUCCGGCAAUACCCCAUGUAUUGCCGCACACAGUACUACUCGUGCCCUGUACAGUGCUUAUACAGGUUCACUUUACCAAGUCAAACGUGGCUCUGAUAAUGCCACGACCAUCAUUGCACCUCUAUCUGCUGGUGGUGUUGCUAAUGCCGCUACGCAAGACAACUUCUGUGCUGGUACGACAUGUCUCAUCACGAUCAUUUACGACCAGUCCGGCCGUGGUAAUCAUCUUACCCAGGCUCCGCCAGGCGGCGCUGCUAGUGGUAUUGAAGCUGGGGGUUAUGAUAGUUUAGCUGGAGCAAUCGGUGCUCCAGUUACACUAAAUGGGCAGAAGGCAUAUGGCGUCUUUAUUCCGCCUGGCACAGGCUAUCGUAAUAAUGCCCCUAGUGGUACAGCUAAGGGAGAUGCAGCAGAGGGUAUCUACGCAGUUGUAGAUGGAACACACUACAAUGAUGCCUGUUGCUUCGAUUAUGGUAACGCGGAGACCAACACUCAGGAUACCGGCAAUGGCCAUAUGGAGACCGUCUAUUUUGGCACUGCAGGUGGUGGUACUGGCAGUGGGCCUUGGGUCAAGGCUGAUCUUGAGAAUGGCUUGUAUGGAAGCGAUAAUUCUGCCACACACCCUGCACCUACAGUUAGCUUCCGGUUUGUUACUGCAAUUGUUAAAGGACAGCCCGGGAACAACUGGGCGGUUCGCACCGGCGAUGCUACUUCUGGAUCACUAACAACACAAUGGAACGGAGUCCGCCCGGACAAUGGCUACAACCCGAUGAGCAAAGAAGGUGCCAUCUUGCUCGGUGUCGGCGGCGACAACAGCAACUGGGCACAGGGCACAUUUUACGAAGGCGUCAUGACCACGGGCUUCCCAACAGACGCCACCGAGAACUCGGUCCAGGCUAACAUCGUAGCCGCCAAAUAUGCCCCAGGGUCGUUGGCUGGUCUCAAUGGCCAAGGCACUACGCUUCGAUCCUGGAGCUAUCCCUCUCACUUUUUCCGCCACUAUAACGCCGUGCUCUAUGCCGCGAGCAAUGGUGGAGUCCACGCUUUCGACAACCCCGUAUCCUUCAAUGAUGACGUGAGCUGGGUCAUCGGCGCCAGCUUUGCUUAA